This is a messenger RNA of Limanda limanda (common dab), 1869 nucleotides long. Its product is annotated as transcription factor SOX-13-like. The transcript is spliced from 15 exons. Lineage: Eukaryota; Metazoa; Chordata; Actinopteri; Pleuronectiformes; Pleuronectidae. The record is from RefSeq and is a predicted model, not a curated record. Bases 1 to 1869 code for a protein of 622 amino acids. Gene Ontology annotation, cellular component: nucleus. Gene Ontology annotation, molecular function: DNA-binding transcription factor activity, RNA polymerase II-specific; RNA polymerase II cis-regulatory region sequence-specific DNA binding. Gene Ontology annotation, biological process: cell fate commitment; regulation of transcription by RNA polymerase II.
AUGGUUGAUCCCAGCCCUCCGGCGCUGCACCUCCUCUCUGGCGGGAAUGUCAGCAUGGCAGGUGUUGGUAUCAAAGUAGAACAGGAGGAGUUUUGCGAAGGAGGCGGAGUCAUUACCAUCGUGGAACCCCCGAAAACAUCUCCAUCACGCGAUUGGUCAGGAAGUCAGCCACUGGAGGCCCGCCAACUAACCCCACCGCUGUCCCGCUCCCCUUCGGAGGGCUCGCCAGGUAAGGAGCUGACCCACAGGCAGAGCCCCAUGGGACUCAAGGAGGUCAGGAAGCAUGAUCGACCAGACCAAGUGCAAUCCAACUUCAAGGAAGUGAUGCCCACCAUUGAGAAGCUGCUGAAUGCUAACUGGAAGGAGAAGCUUCUGGAUAAAAGCACAGCGCGGGCAGGACAGCUGAAAGGUACCCCAGAGUCUCUGGCAGAGAAGGAGCUCCAGUUGUUGAUGAUGAUCAACCAGCUGAGUGGUCUUAGGGAGCAGCUGCUGGGGGCGCACUCUGAGCAGAGGAACAUGGCCGCCCUGCUGCUGGAGAAGCAGCAGCAACAGAUGGAACUGGCUCGACAGCAGCAGGAACAGAUUGCCAAACAACAGCAGCAGCUGAUCCAGCAGCAGCACAAGAUCAACCUGCUCCAGCAGCAGAUCCAGGUGAACAUGCCCUACGUGAUGAUCCCAGCUUUCCACACCAGCAGCCAGUCCCUCCAGGUCACCUCUGACUCCCAGAUGACCAUGCCAUUGCAACCAAUCCCCUGCAAGCCAGCCAUGGACUAUCCUAUGCAGCUGCUACCGAGCCCUCACCCCACCCAAGUGAAGAGGAGCAGUUCCUUCCGACAGGAGGCGAGUCAACCAUUGAACCUGACCUCCAAGCCAAAGGGGAUGGAGCUAGGGAAGACGCCCAGUCCACAUAGCCUGGAGCUGGGAUCCCUGGCACUGCAGGGGGCUUACCGACUGAGGGAUCUCCAGAGAGAAGUGUCCCACAGUCCCCCCCGAUCUGCCCUCAGCCUGAGUUUCCUUGGAGACGGCGACGUGGUCACCCAGGCCAUCCACGAUGCCCAGCUGCUCCUGAAGAGCAACAGCAGCGGCGGGCGAGAAAGAGAGAGAGACGGCGGGGAAAAGAUGGAUUAUAAAGAGUCUCCUCACAGCGAGAGAAUUUCUCACUCCGCACGGGGUGACGUCAGACAUGGCCGGCCGAGCACAGAGGACCACCUCAGCAGUGACUCUGAGAGUGCUCUGUCCGUUUCUGUCCCUGGGAGCUACGCUGAGGCCCGGCCCCCUCCCUCCUCCGUCCACAUUAAGAGACCCAUGAAUGCCUUCAUGGUGUGGGCCAAGGACGAGCGCAGGAGGAUCCUGCAGGCCUUCCCUGACAUGCACAACUCCUCCAUCAGCAAGAUCCUGGGUUCCAGGUGGAAGUCCAUGUCCAACCAAGAGAAGCAGCCUUACUAUGAAGAGCAGGCGAGACUGAGCCGGCAGCACCUGGAGCGCUACCCGGACUACAAGUACAAACCCCGGCCCAAACGGACCUGCAUUGUGGAGGGGCGGAGGCUGAGGGUGGGCGAGUACAAGGCCAUGAUGAAGAGCCGUCGUCAGGAACAGAGAGCCACCUACACGCACAGUCAAACAGAGCCCCAGCAGAUCCACUACUCCCACAGCGAUGGACAGUACGCUGGCAGCGCUGGCCCGGUGUCCGUGGCAACCAUGCCUUUUCACCCCGCGUUACUGGAGCAUUACCUACCACAGGUCCCGCCUGCCCCACGUCGAGUGGAAGCCCACAGGGAACGAAAGAGGGAGCAGCCUCUGUACAGCGAAGGAGAGGAAAGUGACGGGGGUGAAAGGAGUGAGGGAGAACUGGUGCUCCUGACAGACUGA